Molecule: messenger RNA, 3143 nt
Organism: Podarcis muralis (Common wall lizard)
Lineage: Eukaryota; Metazoa; Chordata; Lepidosauria; Squamata; Lacertidae
Gene: TXNL1
Product: thioredoxin like 1
Source: RefSeq, a predicted model, not a curated record
CAAGCGGGUAAACCCAUAGCGGUGGAACCACAACAAAAGUCACCCACCGCCGCAAGCACUACUACCGGCGCAAACCCGAACUUUUUUUGUUAUCCCCAGUGCAAAAGACGAAGCAGCGUCGUGUGCGUUUGUAAGGGGGGAGGGGAGAGAGAGGGGAAGUUUUACGCCAUAGAGUCGUCGAAGCCUAGAGCGCCCAACAGGGAUUCGUGACAGGAGCCUUAAGGGUGGAUGUGGAGUUCAGCAUCGAGACAUCGCCUAGAGCGCCCAACAGAGACUCGCGACCAAUGGCAGCUUUCGCCCGUUGGUUAAGUCUUUCAACCGGAAGUGUGAGCCGCCGACCCCUCCCCUCUCCCUAGGCGCGUGAACCUGGAUGAACUCUCAGCCGAGGGUGCCUGAGGGGAGGAGGAAGGCGGAAGAAAGGGAUGGCCGGGGCCGUGUGCGCCUGCGCGGGAGCGGUGCAUGCUGGGCGCGGCCGGCCAGCCUCUCGCCCCGCCCCGCCCGCGCUCCUUUUCUUCCCGCGGUGACUUUGCACUUACCGGGCGUGUUGCUGCCGCCGCCGCCGCCGCCAGGAUGGUCGGGGUGAAGGUGAUCGCCAACGACGCGGACUUCCAGAGCGAGCUCAGCGCCGCCGGCUCCCGGCUAGUCGUGGCCAAGUUCACCAUGAGGGGAUGUGGCCCAUGUUUAAGGAUAGCCCCUGCUUUCAACGCUCUGAGCAAUAAAUAUCCCCAAGCGACAUUUUUAGAAGUGGAUGUGCAUCAAUGCCAGGGAACAGCUGCAACCAAUAAUAUAUCGGCAACCCCAACGUUUCUUUUCUUCCGGAGCAAAGUGCGCAUCGACCAGUAUCAAGGUGCCGACGCUGCUGGAUUGGAAGAGAAAAUCAAACAGCACCUAGAAAACGAUCCUGGAAAUAAUGAGGAUACCGAUAUUCCAAAAGGAUAUAUGGAUUUGAUGCCAUUCGUUAAUAAAGCUGGCUGUGAAUGCCUUAAUGAAAGUGAUGAACACGGGUUUGAUAACUGUUUACGUAAAGACUCUACCUUCCUGGAAUCAGACUGUGACGAACAGCUGCUUAUUACGGUAGCUUUUAAUCAGCCUGUCAAGCUUUAUUCUAUGAAGUUUCAAGGGCCUGAUAAUGGUCAAGGUCCAAAGUAUAUAAAAGUAUUUAUCAACCUCCCUCGAUCAAUGGAUUUUGAAGAGGCAGAAAGAAGCGAACCCACUCAGGCCCUGGAGUUAACGCCAGAUGAUAUCAAAGAAGACAGUAUUAUCCAACUCCGCUAUGUAAAGUUUCAGAACGUUAACAGUGUAACUUUAUUUGUCCAGUCCAAUCAAGGUAAUGAAGAGACGACGAGAAUUUCAUAUUUCACAUUUAUCGGAACACCAGUCCAAGCAACAAACAUGAAUGAUUUUAAGCGGCAUUUCCCUGGCCCAAAGAAAUAAAAAUGCAGAAGAUUUCUGUUUCUUAAAUGGUCUUUCCUCACACCGCCCCUUUUUCCCUGCUCCUUCCGCUCAUCUAGCAUCUGCCUUCUCCUUUCCAUCGCUUGGGGCACCAUCACAUCCUGCUCUGCGACGGUUUUCCUGGGUCUCUUUGCUUUUUUUAUCCCUCUUUCUCAUGGACUUCUCUUUGUUUUUAAUAUACCAAUUUUUAAAUAUAUAUAAAAAAAUCUUCUUUUGCACACUGUUUUUGUCCCACCCACCCCAAAAAACCAUCUCAUUCUGUUAUUAGAUGCUUCAGAAAUUCACCUGACACCUCAUUAUUUGCACCUAUGCAUCUGUGCAUUCUGUAUUCACUGUGAGUAACGGGGUUCGAAGAGGUCUGCUGUGUUCUCAACUGCAACUCUGGUCUGGGUGACCUGUGGCUAAAGUUUUCCCGAUAGGGAUUUUUUUCCAGCUCCUGCACUUGCCUUGAAGACUCUUCAACACAAUGAGGGUUUUCUGUCUCUCAAGGUUGAGCUGCCCUCUGUUAUGUUGUAUGAAGCUGCCUCAAACAGAAUCAGCAUGGGGCCUUCUUAGGCCAGUGUUGGUUGUCCCUUCUUGCACCAGCUCUCCGAGAUAAUCGUCCAGAGAAGAUCCAGGCACUGAAACGGCGAUCUACAUCUUAACCGUGUGCUCUGUCACUUGUGUCAUGGGCCCCCUACAAGGCAACCUGUGCCCUACAUCCCUGUAAUCUGGACCCAUGGUUCAAUCUGCUGAGAGCCAGUUUUGCAUCCGUGUGUUUUGAAAUACGAUGCAGCAGCUGGUGUGAAAACUGAACAGGAUGGUCCAUCUUAGGGUUCACAGUGCCACUUCAAAAAAUGAUGGAGCAAUUUAGAUCUUAUCUGUGGUGGACACAUUCAAGUGAAGUAAUGAAAAAUGAGGUGGUAUCUCGGCUAGAGUACAGCAGUGGUGAAUGCUGCCUUAUCAAUGUUGCCUUCUUAAUCUAAUGAGGAAGAGUGAGCCCAUUUCCUUGUUGAAAGAAUCCUGCAUUGUACAUCCCCGUAUUCUUCUGCCAUUCGUCAUCUGGAAGUGCAUUGUGCUCUGCAUAUGAGGACAGUAUAUGGCUAAAAGAUGUAUUGUAGCAAAAUUGGGCAGGGUUAUAGGGCAUAGGGCAUAAAUCUACCCACUUUUGAGUGUACAGCCAGUGUACAAGUUAAUCCUUAACCGAAUAAAGCAGUCAAGGGACCUCAAGUCACCCACCUGAGUGAAAUCUGCCCCUUAUGGAGAAUGAAUUUUUAUGUGAAGUGCACAGAUAAUAAGAAGCAAAAAGUGUGCCAGGAAUAAUGAAAUAUUUCAAGAGGCAUUGCUCUGUUGUGUUUGAAUUAUCUUAUUAGUCUCAUGGUUGGAAAUCGUUGGUGUAAAGUUGGGGGUUAUAAAUAAGCUAACGAAACGUCAAUAUCAAAAAUAUUUAAUUUUUCAGGUAAUACACAUGGGGCACUUGAGCAUUUGAGCAUUUCCCCCUCUGAAUGGUAUAGAUGCAUACAAUUAUUAUUUUUUAAUGGUUGCUCCACCUCUGCUAACAUUAUAAUUGCCUAAUUUCUGGGUGUACCUGCUUAAUCCAAACCUGUAGCGCAAUGCUUUAAGCGCUACCGAAGAAUAAACAUUUCUCUCUCGCCUUUCUUGGAUUUAGUUUGCCUGUUUAUAACAUGCUUAAUUAAAUCUUAAUUUGGUUG